AUGGACAAGUUCCGGAUGGUCUUCCAGUUCCUGCAGUCCAACCAGGAGUCCUUCAUGAACGGCAUCUGCGGCAUCAUGGCCCUGGCCAGUGCACAGAUAUACUCGGCCUUCGAUUUCAACUGCCCCUGCCUGCCCGGCUACAAUGCCGCCUACAGCACCGGCAUCAUGCUGGUGCCUCCCCUGGUGCUCUUCCUGCUCGGCCUGGUCCUGAACAACAAUGUGUCCAUGCUGGCUGAGGAGUGGAAGCGCCCGCCGGGCCGCCGGGCCAAGGACCCCGCCGUGCUCCGCUACAUGUUCUGCUCCAUGGCCCAGCGCGCCCUCAUUGCUCCCGUCGUCUGGGUGGCCGUCACGCUGCUCGAUGGCAAGUGCUUCCUCUGUGCCUUCUGCACUGCUGUGCCCGUGACCGUGCUGGGCAACGGCAGCCUGGUGCCCGGCCUGCCUCCGCCUGAGCUCGCCCGCCUGCUGGCCCGGGUGCCCUGCCCAGAGAUCUAUGAUGGCGACUGGCUGCUGGCCCGUGAGGUGGCCGUUCGCUACCUGCGCUGCAUCUCCCAGGCACUGGGCUGGUCCUUUGUGCUGCUGACCACACUGCUGGCAUUUGUUGUGCGCUCUGUGAGGCCCUGCUUUACGCAGGCCGCCUUCCUCAAAAGCAAGUACUGGUCCCACUACAUCGACAUUGAGCGCAAGCUCUUUGACGAGACGUGCACAGAGCACGCCAAGGCCUUCGCCAAGGUCUGUAUCCAGCAGUUCUUCGAGGCCAUGAACCAGGACCUGGAGCUGGGUCACACCCACGGGGUGCUGGCCACGGUCCCAGCUGACUCCGCGGCCCCAGCUACCACUGAAGGGGCCAAGGAGGAGAGGGAGAAGCUUCGAGGCAUCACCGAUCAAGGAGCCAUGAACAGGCUGCUCAUGAGCUGGCACAAAUGCAAGCCGCCCCUGCGGCUGGGCCAGGAGGAGCCACUGAUGGGCAAUGGCUGGGCUGGGGGCAAGCCCCGGCCUCCACGCAAGGAGGUGGCCACCUACUUCAGCAAAGUGUGAGCUGUGGCCAGGUGAAGAGGCAGGAAUGGGGAGUUCUGAACCCACAGACCUUCAGACCCCCAAACCAGAUGGAAAAAUGAAGGCUACAGGUGUGGGUGGUAGGCCCCUGGAGCAGACCCGGGUGCCCAGGCAUUCACCUGCACAUACGAGAC
Molecule: messenger RNA, 1187 nt
Organism: Phyllostomus discolor (pale spear-nosed bat)
Lineage: Eukaryota; Metazoa; Chordata; Mammalia; Chiroptera; Phyllostomidae
Gene: CALHM1
Product: calcium homeostasis modulator 1
Exons: 2
Coding region: 1-1035 (344 amino acids)
Molecular function (GO): monoatomic cation channel activity
Source: RefSeq, a predicted model, not a curated record